Haliotis rubra (blacklip abalone) is the source of this 2394-nucleotide messenger RNA. Its product is annotated as beta-1,4-galactosyltransferase 4-like. The transcript has 5 exons. Gene Ontology annotation, molecular function: N-acetyl-beta-glucosaminyl-derivative 4-beta-N-acetylgalactosaminyltransferase activity. Lineage: Eukaryota; Metazoa; Mollusca; Gastropoda; Lepetellida; Haliotidae. The record is from RefSeq and is a predicted model, not a curated record. Bases 29 to 571 code for a protein of 180 amino acids. Gene Ontology annotation, biological process: glycosphingolipid biosynthetic process; carbohydrate metabolic process.
CAACGUUACGUUUAACAGAGCCCUCCUAAUGAACAUUGGCUUUUUGGAAGCUCUCAAGACGAACAACUUCACAUGCUUUAUCUUCCACGAUGUGGAUCUCUUGCCGGUGACGGAUCACAAUCUCUACCGAUGUGGUUCCACGCCAAGACACAUGGCUGUGUCUAACAGCAAAUAUGACAAUGGUGGCGGAUUUCAUGCUUAUGCUGGUGGUGUCAUGGCGCUGUCGAAGGAUAUUUACUUGGACAUCAACGGACACUCAAACCUGUACUUCGGCUGGGGCGGAGAAGACGACGACUUGUUGUGCAGACUGGCUUAUAAGGGAUACAGGAUAUCCCGUUACUCCCCCAAGAUAGGGAGAUACAAGGCUGUGUACCACACCGAAGACAGGGGAAACAGUAUCAGCAAUACCAGGUACCAAUUGCUGUUUACGGCCGAGGAACGGAUGCAGUCAGAGGGAUUGCGGUCUUUGUCGUACAGAAAUGUAAAACAAGAGACCAGGCAGUUCUACACAUGGAUUUAUGCUGACAUAAAUGAGAAAUAUUACAGCCAACAUAUAGCUUUCUUUACGUAGAAAAGCCGAACAUCGUUCCGCGAGCAACAGUGCACAGUAACAGACACGAAGAAUACGAUGUGACCAGAUAGUGUCACACCGAGAAGUGACGCAUAUGACGUGAUCUCAUCGUGUCACACCGAGAAGUGAGGUGCACUAUGUGACCCCCAUAGUGUCACCCUGAGAAGUGAAGGAUAUGGUGUGACCUCAUUGUGUCACACUCGCGAAGUGAAGCAUACGAUAUGAAUAAACAUUGUCACACUCGAGAAGUGAAGGAUAUUAUGUUACCUCAUUGUGUCACAUCGAGAAGUGAAGGAUCCGAUAUGAACAGUGUCACGCCGAGAAGUGAAGGAUAUGAUAUGAACACAGUGUCACACCGAGAAGUGAAGGAUAUGAUAUGAACAAUGUCACACCGAGAAGUGAAGGAUAUGAUAUGAACACAGUGUCACACCGAGAAGUGAAGGAUAUGAUAUGAACAAUGUCACACCGAGAAGUGAAGGAUAUGAUAUGAACACUGACUGACUGACUGACUGAGUUUUGGUUUUACGCCGCUUUUAGCAAUAUUCCAGCAACAUCACGGCGGGGGACACCAGAAAUGGGCUUAACACAUUGUGCCCAUGUGGGGAUUCGAACCCGGGUCUGCGGCGUGACGAGCCAACGCUUUAACCAUUAGGCUACCCCACCGCCCCUGAUAUGAACAGUGUCAAACCGAGAAGUGAAGGAUAUGAUAUGAACAAUGUCACACCGAGAAGUGAAGGAUAUGAUAUGAACACAGUGUCACACCGAGAAGUGAAGGAUAUGAUAUGAACAGUGUCACACCGAGAAGUGAAGGAUAUGAUAUGAACACAGUGUCGCACCGAGAAGUGAAGGAUAUGAUAUGAACAAUGUCACACCGAGAAGUGAAGGAUAUGAUAUGAACACAGUGUCACACCGAGAAGUGAAGGAUAUGAUAUGAACACAGUGUCACACCUAGAAGUGAAGGAUAUGGUGUGACCUCAUUGUGUCACACUCGCGAAGUGAAGCAUACGAUAUGAAUAAACAUUGUCACACUCGAGAAGUGAAGGAUAUUAUGUGACCUCAUUGUGUCACAUCGAAAAGUGAAGGAUACGAUAUGAACAGUGUCACGCCGAGAAGUGAAGGAUAUGAUAUGAACACAGUGUCACACCGAGAAGUGAAGGAUAUGAUAUGAACAAUGUCACACCGAGAAGUGAAGGAUAUGAUAUGAACACAGUGUCACACCGAGAAGUGAAGGAUAUGAUAUGAACAGUGUCACAUCGAGAAGUGAAGGAUAUGAUAUGAACAGUGUCACACCGAGAAGUGAAGGAUAUGAUGUGGACACACAGUGUCACACCAAGAAGUGAAGGAUAUGAUAUGAACAGUGUCACAUCGAGAAGUGAAGGAUAUGAUAUGAACAAACAGUGUCACACCGAGAAGUGAAGGAUAUGAUGUGGACACACAGUGUCACACCAAGAAGUAAAGGAUAUGAUAUGCACAAACACUGUCACACCGAGAAGUGAAGGAUACGAUAUGAACAGUGUCACACCAAGAAGUGAAGGAUAUGAUAUGAACAAACAGUGUCACACCGAGAAGUGAAGGAUAUGAUGUGAACACACAGUGUCACACCGAGAAGUGAAGGAUACGAUAUGAACACAGUGUCACGUCGAGAAGUGAAGGAUAUGAUAUGAACAGUGUCACGUCGAGAAGUGAAGGCUACGAUAUGAACACACAGUGUCACACUGAAAUAUGUGACGUGUGACGAUGUGACCACACAGUUGAAAGUGUGAGACAUGAGAUGGACGAUAUCAUGAUAUGAUCAAAUUAUUAAACUUUUAGUUUAGUCUUAA